AUGGCUACAUUGGUCCCUGGUGUUCUAUUGAAGCUUCUACAACACAUGAAUACAGAUGUGAAGAUUGCUGGAGAGCACAGGUCGUCUUUGUUGCAAGUAGUCAGCAUUGUCCCUGCACUAGCAGGCGGUGAACUCUUUCCCAACCAAGGUUUUUACCUCAAGGUAUCAGAUUCUUCUCAUGCCACAUAUGUCUCUCUCCCUGAUGAACAUGAUGAUCUCAUUCUUAGUGAUAAAAUUCAGUUAGGCCAGUUCAUUCAUGUUGAAAGGCUUGAAUCAGCAUCACCUGUCCCCAUUCUUCGGGGGGUUAGGCCGGUCCCGGGGCGACACCCUUGUGUGGGUAGCCCUGAAGACAUAGUUGCAACUCACUCUCUAGGAUUCCUCAAUACCAAUGCUGAUUCAUCCAUUGGUUCAAAAUCCUUGGACAAAACCAAAUUGCCUUCAAAAGCACCGAACGAUAGUCAUAGUGGGGCAAAGGAUAAUAAAUUCACACCUGUGAGAUCAAAUGGUGGUGGUAAAGAUGGUCAAAUGGACAAGAAAACACCAGUAUUGACUAGAUCCAAAUCUCAAUUAUCAAAACUGGCUCUGAAUUCAGUAGAGAGAAAGGAAUCUUUUGUGAAAUCAAAGUCUUCGAGUUCAAGGUCGAUCCCUUCAUCCCCAACAAGUUGUUAUUCAUUGCCAACUUCUUUUGAGAAAUUUGCUAAUGGGAUUAAGCAGCAGGCAAAGAUUAAGGGGUUGGAUAGGUUGGAAAAGGCAACAUCCAAAGUGGGGUUGGGGGAAAAGGCCAGUUCUGUUCGUGGGACAAGUCCAACUACAAGGCGGUCACCAGUGGGAAGCUCAAUGAGGAAUUUGGUUCGUGAGAUUGAGCUGGGACCUAAGGCUCUGAGAAAAAGCUGGGAAGGGAAUAUGGAUGUGAAGAGUAGAGAUAGUCCAAAGCUGAGGAUACCCAAGCAUGAUUUGAAGCAUGAAGCUCGGAGUACUUCUGUUCCAAGAAAAUCAACAAGUGACAGGUUGCCAUCUAAAGAGGAGAAUAAGGUUAAUAUAUCUGCCAAGUCUUCUAAAGAGGAAAACAAGGUUCAGAUAUCUAACAAGAAAGUUAGUGCUAAUGGAUCAUCAGCUGAUACUGAGAAGUCUACUAAGCAAAUAACUACUGUCGGAAAGAAAUUAUCUGGGGAAGUUGCUAAUCAUGGAUUUGCAGGAAACAUGGUCAAGGUUUCUUUCAGCAAUAGGAAAUUAACAGAUGGAAGUGUCUUGUGGGCUUCACUCCCAUCUUCUCUUGCAAAGCUGGGAAAGGAAGUUUUAAAGCAUAGAGAUGCUGCGCAAACAGCUGCCAUAGAGGCAAUGCAAGAGGCUUCAGCCACAGAAAGCUUACUUAGAUGUUUAAGGGCUCUCUCACUUGCCUUUUUAUGCGGCCAUGUGCUGAAGAGGCAACAUGAAAUUUUUCCAUGUCCAUCAACAGUCAAUGAGCAAUUGCUUUUUGGGGACAAGCAGUUGGUGAUGUACUAG
Molecule: messenger RNA, 1503 nt
Organism: Ilex paraguariensis (yerba mate)
Lineage: Eukaryota; Viridiplantae; Streptophyta; Magnoliopsida; Aquifoliales; Aquifoliaceae
Source: the annotation of a GenBank genome assembly